Messenger RNA from Helianthus annuus (common sunflower), 1775 nucleotides. Its product is annotated as protein BIG GRAIN 1-like E. The coding region runs from base 455 to 1468 and encodes 337 amino acids. The transcript has a single exon. Gene Ontology annotation, biological process: auxin-activated signaling pathway. Lineage: Eukaryota; Viridiplantae; Streptophyta; Magnoliopsida; Asterales; Asteraceae. The record is from RefSeq and is a predicted model, not a curated record.
CCCUACUUGUCCCUCUACACUCAAACCUCACGGUUGUUCCACUUCUAUUGGAGCCUUUUGCUUCAAUACGAAACACCAGAGCCACAACAGUCUAUACCCUACAGCCAACCAACCCUUUUCACUAUUAAUCUCGAUUCAAACUUGUACUUCAUGCAUUACACACUUGUACUUUUGUAAAAACUAUUCACAUAUCUAGAGCACAUGGAUGGCAAAUAUAUUACUAUAAAAGGCAAGCUUUAGUACUCAAAUUUACAAAUUUAUCUACCAAACCCUAAAUCAUUCUAUGAAACACUCUUUUCCUUACAAUUUUUGUGCUUCUCAUUCAUUCCUACCCAACUCACGAUACGCCUUUAAUCGCAAAGUAGCCUAUAUUAACGGUUGUAACACAGUUUCAAUUCGUGGGUAGCUUCGAUCUUGUUUGUUUUCGAGAGAAGCUUGUCAUUUUACUUCAAGAAUGUCCGCGAGUAUCAUGCUUUCAUCCCAACCCAAGAAGCCGGUCCAUCAUAGGAACGGUUCAGACGAGCUUGACGUGUUUGAAGCCGCUGGUUAUUUCUCGGGUGUCACUGAAAGCUUCAAAGACACCCAUAAAAACAUAAGUGGCGGAUCCAACAGUUUUAGUAACAAUACACAAAAGUAUAACAUGAGGCCUAUAAGAAGAAUGAGCCUUGACAUGCCAAACCAUAGAGGUAAUUCCUCUCCCUUACAAGCAAGGUUGAUAGAGAAUCCCACCAUGAUGGGCAAAGAGAAGAAGUUCAAGCAACCAAGCUCACCAGGAGGCAAAUUGGCUCAUUUCUUGAAUUCUCUUUUCAACCAAACAUCUUCAAAGAAGUCAAAGUCCAAGAAAAAGUCAACAAAGGAUGAAGAUGAGAGUCCUGGUGGCUGGAAAAGGACGAGGAGGAGUAGCAUGAGCCAUCUGAGUAGUGUGAACACCACCACCACCACCGCCGCCACCGUCGGAACCGCCACCAUUGUGAGCAAUGAUAAAUCUUCCUUUUCAACCUCAGGCUUUAGAACACCACCUCCUUAUCAUGUAACACACACCUCCACAAAGAUUACAAGCUACAUAGACCCAAUAAGCUAUGCAUAUCUCAAGCCUCCUCCACGUCAAAUUACAAAAAUACCCCUCACUGAAAACCUCAACAAGAUUGAAACUUUCAACUUAAAGAGUGAUUUUCCUGAGAAAAACAUGAGUUUUGGAAAUGGGGUUGUGGAGAAAGUAAAGAUUCUUGAUGAAAAACAAGAAGAACAUCAUCCUUUUAAGUAUGUUUCAAGAGAAGAUGUAAAAGAAUUCAAGAAGUUUAAUAAUGAUGAUGAUGAUGGUGCAGACAGUGAUUCAAGUUCUGAUCUUUUUGAGUUAACAAAUUGUGAUUUGGGUUAUUAUUCAAGAGGUUUACCUGUUUAUAAAGCCACCCAUAUGGGUAGCAUCAAGACUCAAGAGAGGUGCACCAAUGUCGAGCUAAGUGUGUGAUCUCAACCAAUAAGUGGUGGUUCAUUGGUAAAGGUAAAGCCUUUAAACAUCUUGGGAGAGGGAGGUCUUGGGUUCAAGUCGAUAGGAAUAAAAGAAAUUUUCCGUUAAAAAAAAAAGUGUGUGAUCUCAGGUUCAAACUUAGAGUCUACGAAACCCUAAUCUUUGAUCUUUCGCAUUAUAUAUUUAUUUACUACAAGUAGAGAUUUUUAUGUUCGUUACUCAAUUUAACUACCCUAGCUGUUAUUUCCUUGAUCACAAGUUAUUCGUUUUUAUAUAUUAAUGGCGUGCAAUGAUAGUAACAUAUGUC